This is a messenger RNA of Magnolia sinica, 1047 nucleotides long. RefSeq names its product CASP-like protein 5A2. Gene Ontology annotation, cellular component: membrane. Bases 221 to 757 code for a protein of 178 amino acids. Lineage: Eukaryota; Viridiplantae; Streptophyta; Magnoliopsida; Magnoliales; Magnoliaceae. The record is from RefSeq and is a predicted model, not a curated record. The transcript is spliced from 5 exons.
UCCUCUACUGGCUUUGGUGGCCAGCCACUGCUUUUCUGUCAUUCCAUUCAACUGAAUUGAAAUCCAUCUCAAAUAAGGCCGAAAUUUCACUGAUUCACGUCUUAUAAUCGUCAAUAGUUGACGUAUUUCGAUCUCGGAACGAGCGAUCUCAUGCAUUUCCUCUCCGAAAAUCAAUGCGGAAUCGGUGAAUCUGGGGGUAUGAUUUGCAGUCGCUGAAGCGAUGAACGUGAGCCAUCCAUCAGUUCAUCCAGUUGAAGCUCCUCCUCUCACCAACAUCGGCGAGGAUGCUCUUAGAGUGAGGAUGAAGGACAUCCAAGGCAUGCCCGGAACCCACGGUGGCCUCGUGUUGCGGUUCUUCCAGUUUGCAUUUGCGGCCGCAGCUCUCUGCGUCAUGGCUUCCACAAACGAUUUCACAUCUGUCACCGCCUUCUGCUACCUUGUCGCGGCUGUCAUCUUACAAAGCUUGUGGAGCCUAUCGUUAGCCUUGGUGGAUAUCUAUGCCCUUCUAGUGAAGCGCUGCUUGCGGAAUUCUCGGGUUGUGAGCUUGUUUGCCAUUGGUGAUGGGAUCACUUCCACCCUCACAUUUGCAGCUGCUUGUGCAUCUGCGGGCAUCACAGUCCUCAUUGGCAAUGACCUCGGCCAAUGUGCAAAGAACCACUGUGCAAGGUUUGAGACUGCAACGGCGAUGGCCUUCCUCAGCUGGUUCACCGUUUCCCCUUCUUUUCUCUUGAACUUCUGGUCCUUGGCAUCUCGUUGAGAAAGCAAAUAAAAGCCAUUCUCCCAAAUUGAUGGCAGGAUCCUUACGGAGGAUGGAUGCUGCAGAUCAAUCCGUCGGUGGGCAGAAUACUACCAGGAAAUGGAGAAAAGCUAGCAAGAUGUUGAGAAGACCAUUGUAGGUAUCCUCGAGGGCUGUUUGGAUUGGGGGCAUUUGAGUGGCCUGGACAAUCCAAUUACCAGUUAUUAUAAUACCUGUAAUUGCUGGGAAUUAUAAUCCCUGUGUUUGGGUAACGUUUUGGAGCAAGUGAUUGUGAUUUCAGAACUUUUUGA